GGCGACUUCUUUUGCUCUCCUCCCGGCUCCUGUUCUGCGUUUCCGGGGCUUAGGGCCUCAUGGAGCCAGAAAAGGAAAGGACCGAGAGGCACCCCAACAAGGUCAGGAAGAGGAGGCGGGCCCCGAACAGGCUGGGCGGGGCCGCCGAGGCGAUGAGAGCCGGUCGGGAUCUCGAGGAGAGGCAGCCCGAGGCCAAGAAAGCCCGCUUAUCUACCAUUUUAUUUGCUGAUAACUGUGAAGUAACCCAUGGCCAGCUAUGUGAAUUGCUGAAAUAUGCAGUUCUGGGCAAAUCCAGUAUUCCUAAACCCAGCUGGUGCCAGCUUUUUCACCAAAACCACGUGAACAACGUGGUGGUUUUUGUUCUGCAGGGAAUGAGUCACCUACACUUCUACAGGUUCUAUUUGGAGUUUGGAUUUCUCCGAAAGGUAUUCAGACAUAAGUUCCUCUUGCCUCCUCCAUCAUCUAAUUUUCUAGCUGAUAUCAUUGGGCUACAAAAGAAGCAAACAACUGGAGAUCUGCCCAAGAUGAUGGAAGGGUCUUUGCCUUCUGCCAGUUCAAAAGCCAACAGCAACUUGCAGAAUGACCCCAUCAUUCAAAAGUAUGGCUGUAAGAAAGUGGGCUUGACCAGAUGUAUUCUGACAAAGGAGGAAAUGAAAACAUUUCACUUUCCAUUACAAGGUUUUCCCGACUGUGAAAACUUUGUACCUACCAAAUGUAGUGUUUCUAUAACAGACGACAGUCCUCUCUUUGGACUUGACUGUGAAAUGUGUCUCACAUCCAAAGGGAGAGAACUAACACGUAUCUCACUGGUUGCCGAAGGAGGGUGCUGUGUUAUGGAUGAACUGGUCAAACCUGACAACAAGAUUCUGGACUACCUCACCAGUUUUUCAGGAAUCACGAAGAAGACUCUUAACCCAGUCACAACCAAACUCAAAGAUGUACAGAAGCGGUUAAAAGCAUUGCUUCCUCCAGAUGCUGUGUUAGUGGGCCACUCCUUAGACUUGUAUCUCAGAGCAUUGAAAAUGAUACAUCCAUAUGUUAUUGAUACAUCAUUGCUUUAUGUCAGAGAGCAGGGGAGAAGAUUUAAGCUAAAGUUCUUAGCCAAAGCUAUUUUGGGGAAGGAUAUACAGUGUCCAGACAGGGUUGGUCAUGAUGCUACAGAAGAUGCUAGAACAACCCUUGAAUUAGCUCGAUAUUUCCUUAAGUAUGGCCCAAAGAAGAUUGCAGAACUAAAUCUGGAGGGACUAGCUAGUCACCCAGAAGUGCAAGCAGCAGGCCAAGAGCCGAGAAAUGCAACAGAAAUAGUUCAGUACCCAAAUACAAGUGUUUUAGAAUGCUUGGAUUCAAUGGGUCAGAAGCUCCUUUUCUUGGCCCGGGAGACAGAUGCUGGUGAACUUUCUUCUUCCAGAAACUGUCAAACUAUUAAGUGCCUUUCAAAUAAAGAGGUUCUUGAGCACGCCAGAGUGGAAAUCCCGUUGUUUCCCUUCAGCAUUGUUCAGUUCUCUUUUGAGCCCUUUUCACCCAUCUUCACUGAGGAGAUGAACAAAAGGAUGAGGAUGAAAUGGGCAGAGAUGUCAACUGUCUAUGCUGGGCCAUUUAGCAAAAAUUGCAACCUCAGGGCUCUGAAGAGGCUGUUUAAGAGCUUUGGCCCAAUCCAGUCAAUGAGUUUUGUUCUUGAAACCCACCAGCCUCAUCUCUGUAUACAGUAUGAAGUCCUGGAAGCUGCCCAGCUGGCCAUAGAAUCCUCGGAUGGCAUUCUGGUAGAAAGUACCCGUAUCAAGGUGCAGAGGCCUGUGACGGAGCUCACCCUUGAUUGUGACAUCCUCGUGAAUGAGCUGGAACGAGAUUCUGAGAAUCGGGGUACUAUUUACCUGUCUGGAGUGAGCGAAACCUUCAAAGAACACCUGUUGCAGCAGUCCAACCUUUUCCUUGGCCUGGAAACUGUGAUCUUGCCUAAAGAUCUUAAAAGUGGAAAGCAGAAAAAAUACUGUUUCCUGAAAUUCAAAAGUUUUGGCAGUGCCCAGAGGGCCCUCAACAUUCUCACAGGCAAGGACUGGAAGCUGAAAGGCAGGCAUGCCCUAACUCCCAGGCACCUCCACGCGUGGCUCAGAGGCUUACCACCUGAAUCAAAAAGGCCCCCAGGCGUUCGGGUCAUACCUCCCCCAUCAGAGCAGCAGGACUUGCAGACUCUGAAGGCGAACCACCCGAAGAUAGCAGCCUGGCGCUGGGGCCGGAAGAUUGGAAAGCUCUACCACAGCCUGUGUCCAGGAACCCUCUGCCUCAUCCUGCUGCCAGGAACCAAGAGCACUCAUGGUUCACUCUCUGGCCUGGGACUGAUGGGAAUAAAAGAAGAAGAGGAAAGCACCACUAGGAGUUUGCGUUCGUGAAUCUGCGCACCACUUUCCCUGUGCCAUUUCUUAUACCUCGUGGGCAAUGGCAGUGAGUGUGGUCAGGCUUUGGCCUCUCCAGAGGCUGCCAGGCCUCUCCAACCAGAAGACAGCUUUUGUGGAAACUUGGUGUACCAGCUAAGGAGUUUAGUUCAUUUAUAUGGCAUGUGUGAAUUUUCAAUAAAUGCCUAAAAUUCAAGCAU
Molecule: messenger RNA, 2590 nt
Organism: Propithecus coquereli (Coquerel's sifaka)
Lineage: Eukaryota; Metazoa; Chordata; Mammalia; Primates; Indriidae
Gene: REXO5
Product: putative RNA exonuclease NEF-sp
Exons: 20
Coding region: 60-2387 (775 amino acids)
Cellular component (GO): nucleus
Molecular function (GO): exonuclease activity; RNA binding
Source: RefSeq, a predicted model, not a curated record